AUGGCUGACACAGUCAACCCGCAAGUGCCCAAGGGCGGGCCCUCAUCGAGCACUGGUGAGCCUGCGCAGAAAAGUGAAGACACAGCAAACUGGCAACAAUGGUCAGGGGCAGUCUUCACAAACGCCAAGGCCGGAAUGGCUGGUGUGGACAAGGACAAAGUCAAGGCCGUUGUCUACGAAAUGUCCAAGGACUCUGCCCACUUCAAGAACGAGGAGAGGAAGCAAGCCCAGACUCAGGAGAGGAUCAGGAAAAUGCAGGAGCGUGCCAAAAUCCUCAGUGCAUCCAAGAUCGCAGGGCACACCAAGGCAAUGGAUGCCAAGCUUGCUAACCUCAAGGCAGAGAUGGAUCUCACAAGAACAUGGGUGCACGUGGACAUGGAUGCAUUUUUUGCCUCUGUGGAAGAGCUAGAUGACCCUUCACUGAAAGGAAAGCCCAUGGCGGUGGGAGGCAUUGGAAUGAUCUGCACAGCAAAUUAUGCCGCCAGGAAGUUUGGUGUCCGCUCAGCAAUGCCGGGCUUCAUCGGUCGGAGGCUGUGUCCCGAGCUGCUCUUUGUGAAGCCCAACUUCCAGAAGUAUACAAAAGCUGCUGCGGCCUCCCGCGCAGUCUUUUGCCUAUUUGACCCGGACUUUGAGGCCGGGAGCCUCGAUGAAGCCUACCUCGAUAUCACAGACUACUGCCGCGCCCACGAAACUACAGGCAAUGGUAAGCAUGGCGCAGGUGAAGCAGUGGCAGAGGAAAUUCGGCGGAGGGUGCGAGAGGAGACACUGCUGACCUGCUCCUGUGGAAUUGGCCCCAACCGUCUCCUGGCCAAGGUGGCGUCGGACAUGCGCAAGCCGGAUGGGCAGUAUGCCAUUCCUGGGGAGCACAGCGCCAUCAGCCGCUUUGUGGACCCGCUGCCCAUCCGCAAGGUCCCAGGCAUUGGCAAGGUGUCGGAGCAGGUGCUGAAGGCCCUGGGCGUGGAGGUGUGCGCAGACCUAUUGGCCAAGCGCGGCCUGCUGGCUGCGCUGUUCUCACCCAUCUCCGCAGACUUCUUCAUGGAGGUGGGCCUGGGCGUGGGCCGCACACAGCACAGCGCCCCUGUUGAGGACGGCGCAGUCGGCCGCAAGGGAAUCAGCGUCGAGCGCACCUUUGCCGCUCUCUCCACCCCCGCCGACCUCGAGGCCAAGUGCGCGGAGCUGGCCGAGAAGCUGGCAGAGGACGUGACAGGGGAGGGGCUGAAGGGGCGCACGAUCACUCUGAAGCUCAAGACGACCAAUUUCGAGGUGCGCACACGUGCCGCCACGCUGUCGCGCCACAUCAGCGCCUCCGAGGACAUCUUGCGCGAGGCCCUGCGGCUGCUGCGAGCCGAGCUGCCCAUCACCAUCCGCCUCAUGGUGAGUCACCUGCUGCUUGUCAUAGUAGUCGUCAUGCAAAACUGGGCAAUCUGGCCCCUUCUCCCCUCCCUGCACAACAUCUGCAUGCAAAUUGCACAUUGCUCUCGGUGA
This is a messenger RNA of Coccomyxa subellipsoidea C-169, 1485 nucleotides long. Its product is annotated as DNA polymerase kappa. Lineage: Eukaryota; Viridiplantae; Chlorophyta; Trebouxiophyceae; Coccomyxaceae. Bases 1 to 1485 code for a protein of 494 amino acids. Gene Ontology annotation, molecular function: DNA-directed DNA polymerase activity; damaged DNA binding. Gene Ontology annotation, cellular component: nucleus. Gene Ontology annotation, biological process: error-prone translesion synthesis. The transcript is spliced from 10 exons. The record is from RefSeq and is a predicted model, not a curated record.